This is a messenger RNA of Arabidopsis lyrata subsp. lyrata, 986 nucleotides long. RefSeq lists its product as uncharacterized. The transcript has 2 exons. Lineage: Eukaryota; Viridiplantae; Streptophyta; Magnoliopsida; Brassicales; Brassicaceae. The coding region runs from base 615 to 986 and encodes 123 amino acids. The record is from RefSeq and is a predicted model, not a curated record.
CUGGCUUAACUGGGAAAAAGGUAAGUGAAAACUAAACACUUGUGUUCUAUGAAGCAAAAUUAAAUGUUAUUGAACAAUGUCCAUUGAUUAUUGUUAGGACCAGUGUGAAGAGGUAUCUAAAUCAGAGGCUAGUGAUCAUAGUAAAGGUGUUAGAUGCCAGCUUCUUGAUUGGUGUUCAGAGGAUGAUGUUGUUGUAGGAGAAGGGGAAUUCUGCUCAGCUGAACAAUGGUACAAGAUUGGUCGUAUUCCACUUGGUCGUCAUGCUGCGGCUGUUAUUGUGAAGUCAGUGUCUGAUGAAACAGCCUCUCUAUGGAGACCUACACCAUCUGUAUUCUUACUUGGUGAAGCUUUGGGGACCAAGAUUGCCUGGCCUUUUGGUAAGAUCAUUCUAGACAAUGAUGCAGACUCCCCUAUUGAGAAUAAGACUGCAGGAUCCUCAGUAAGGUUUUCUUUCCUUUACUUGUCAAAUAUCAGUAUAAUAUCAGCUUAAUCACUUAUUAUUUAUGAAUCAUUAGGCUACAGAUGGAUCUCACACAAAAAUCCUCAUAAUUGAUUGGAAUUUGGCUGACUCUGUGGUUGCUGAGGGAAGAUUGUGUUCAACUGACAAGGACGAAAUGGUCAACAAUAUGCCUCUUGGUCAUUCUGCUGGAAUUGUUAAUGUUGAGAAAGUGUUUAACAAGAACGCAUAUCUGUGGAGACCAAGUCCGGGAAAGUUUUUGAUGAAGGAUGUACUACAUGAGAACAUCGCAUGGCCUCUUCAGAGUAUACAAUUUGUGAAUUCCUCACCAAGGAAUGAAUCAGCAGCAGCAGAUAAAAGACCAUCUCCUCCACUGAGCUUAAGUAACAGCACUGGUAGCACAAGCAAAUCAGUCAAGAAGAAAUGCAUCUUGUUAGAUUGCAAAAACUCCAGGGAAAAAGUAGCAGAAGGAAGAGUAUGUCCAUCUAAUCCAUCUGACACAGUCCAUCAUAUGCAUUGGCGGAGCUAG